Messenger RNA from Cladocopium goreaui, 764 nucleotides. The record is from the annotation of a GenBank genome assembly. NCBI's taxonomy places the organism in Eukaryota, Dinophyceae, Suessiales, Symbiodiniaceae.
AUGGCGCUCAAAUCUGGUGUAUUCGCUUGCCUCAUCCUUGCAUUGUGCGUGAGCUGCAACAACGUCAUGGCAGAGGAGAACUCCGGCAAGGAGACUGAGAAGGGCGGCAUCAUCAUCGGCCGCGGCCUCCCGAUUGAGACUGAGAAGAGUGGAGUGCCCUUCCUCCCUCGGUCGGAGAACCUCGAGGACCCUCUCCAGGAAGAUGGUCGAGAGGUGACCAGACAGGAACAUCGCUGGCAGAAGCAGAAGCAGAAGAGUCUGGCAGAGGUGCGUCGAACCUCGGGAAAGCGCAAAGCCUUCAAAGCCACCGCAAGGGUAUGGCACCCACCGGGGCAAGCGAGGCCCGACUUGGCCGGCGCCGAGCUACUUCCGCCAAAGCGGCCUGCCUCGGCGCCGGCCAAGAGCCGGAGCCAGGGCUCCCGAGGAUCGCCGGCGAAUCGCCUCAAGUCCAGAGGCUCCGGCACCAGCUUGGGUACCGUUAGUUCCCCAGUUGGGCUGAGCCCUUUGAGCGAGAAUCGUCGGUCCUUCUCUUCGAGCCGACAGUUCUCCAUGAGUCGUCAGAUCUCAACUGGCGGCACUCCUCACGCGCGACAAAUCCCCGCCUUUGCCGAUGAUGGACGGCCCAUGGCGGUCUUCGGGCGGACCAACCAGGGCUUUGUGAUGCUGUCAUACCCUGCACCUCUCUCACCACUCUAUACACAGGUUAGUGAGAUUGGAUGUUCAUAGCGGCAGUCGAACUUGGGGACGUCUGGGAUGAAAAUGGG